ACGAGUCUCUUACUCUCUCUCUAGCCGACCCUCUGCCCUCGCCAUUCGUCAAAGGAGUGCUCGCCGUCGUCGGACGACUCCCUCUCUGCUCCGUCGCCGUCUGACUCUCGACCAGUGACCAAGAUGACCAUCGCCCUGGUCUCUCCCGCCGUCUCCCUCACUGUCUCUCCCUCCGCAAGUCCGGUAGUCUCUCGUUUGGUCUCCGAGACGGCCACAGCCCUGGUCUCUCAUCUCUCACCGGCCACCGUACUGGAGGGACUGGGGCAGGCGCUUCAUGCGAUUGUUUCCACAAUAUACUUCAUGGGACAAUCCAAAAGACCCAGAAAUACCACUGAUUAUUGGAUAUGUGUCUCCUGAUUAUUUCACUCAUUCUGUGUCAUAUUUCAUUGAGGCUCCCCUUACCUAUCAUGACUAUGCAAAUUAUAAAUUGGUCAUCUAUUCAGCUGUUGUUAAGGCAGAUGCAAAAACCAACAAAUUUAGAGAUAGAGUUUUGAAAAAGGGUGGGGUCUGGAGAGAUAUCUAUGGGAUUGAUGAGAAAAAAGUUGCUAGCAUGGUCAGAGAAGAUAAAGUUGACAUCUUGAUAGAACUCACUGGUCUGCAAACAAUAAGCUGGGAAUGAUGGCAUGCCGACCUGCCCCUGUUCAGGUGACUUGGAUUGGCUACCCAAAUACUACAGGCUUGCCUACCAUUGACUACAGAAUUACUGAUGCACUUGCCGACCCUCCUGAUACAAAACAAAAACACAUUGAGGAGUUGGUUCGUUUGCCAAAGUGCUUUCUUUGUUAUACACCUUCCCCUGAAGUGGGGCCUGUAUCUUCAACUCCUGCCCUGUCCAAUGGCUUUGUAACUUUUGGUAGCUUUAACAAUCUGGCAAAGAUAACACCAAAAGUGUUGCAAGUAUGGGCAAGGAUCCUAUGUGCAGUUCCUAAUUCACAGUUGAUUGUAAAGUGUAAACCUUUUUGUUGGGAUAGUACAGUGUAAGACAGGGAUUUCUUUCAAUGGAGCAGUUGGGCCUGGAACCACAGCGUGAUCUGCUACCUCUAAUUCUUCUUAACCAUGAUCAUA
Ipomoea nil (Japanese morning glory) is the source of this 1065-nucleotide messenger RNA. RefSeq names its product probable UDP-N-acetylglucosamine--peptide N-acetylglucosaminyltransferase SPINDLY. The record is from RefSeq and is a predicted model, not a curated record. Bases 616 to 981 code for a protein of 121 amino acids. The transcript has 6 exons. Lineage: Eukaryota; Viridiplantae; Streptophyta; Magnoliopsida; Solanales; Convolvulaceae.